Molecule: messenger RNA, 1549 nt
Organism: Salvelinus namaycush (lake trout)
Lineage: Eukaryota; Metazoa; Chordata; Actinopteri; Salmoniformes; Salmonidae
Product: cytosolic sulfotransferase 3-like
Exons: 9
Coding region: 364-1239 (291 amino acids)
Biological process (GO): sulfation
Cellular component (GO): cytoplasm
Molecular function (GO): sulfotransferase activity
Source: RefSeq, a predicted model, not a curated record
CAGACUCUGCAGCCUAGUCUCUGGUCAGGUAAGAGGUAGACACACAUACACUGUUGAGAAGUGAUUUAGACAGUGUGUUGAAGACAAUGUAGGAGGUUUAAGGGCACAGAAAAGACAAAGACACUAUCUAACCCAGGACACGGUCCAUUCAGUAGUCUAUCAGAUUCUAUGCCCAACAGAAGAGUUGCAGAGUAAGGUGACACAUAGAUCCAACCAGGAGAUUGGGUCUGGGUCCAAUCCCUCAAGAAAAAAGACUGGAAACAGCCACGGUGGGAAGGACCAUACCAGGUGCUACUGGUGACAGCCUUUGCAGUACGAAUAGCGGAAAGAGCCACCUGGGUCCAUAUUACACACUGCAAGAGGAUGGAGCUGCCACCUCAACCAAAACUCUUUGACUUCCAUGGAGUCUCCAUGACCAACUACUUCACUGGCAACUGGGACAAUGUACAGAACUUCCAGGCCAGACCAGAUGACAUUCUCAUCGCUACCUACCCCAAAGCAGGAACCACAUGGGUCUCCUACAUUCUAGACCUGCUGUAUUUUGGCCAGACAGACCCUGAGCAUCAGAGACCCAUCUUUGAGAAAGUUCCUUUUCUGGAGUUGCUCAUUCCUCUUUAUCCUCCAGGGGUGGAGGUGCUGGACAACUUAACCACCUCUCCUCGCCUCAUCAAGACUCACCUCCCAGUUCAGUUGCUGCCCAAGUCCUUCUGGGAGCAGAACUGCAGGAUAGUGUAUGUGGCCCGUAAUGCCAAGGACAGUGCUGUGUCUUAUUUCCACUUUGACCGCAUGAACCAGACACAGCCAGAGCCAGGAGACUGGAACAACUUCUUACAGAGAUUCAUGGACGGAAAGAUGGUGUUUGGUUUGUGGUACGACCAUGUGACUGGCUGGUGGGAGAAGAAACAGACUCACUCCAAAAUCCUCUACCUCUUCUAUGAGGACAUGGUUGAGUAUACGGGGAGAGAGCUGGACAGGCUGUGCUCCUUCCUAGGUUUGUCUCCUUCAGCAGAGGAGAAGGAGAGGGUGAGAGGAGGAGUGCAGUUUGAUACUAUGAAGAAGAACAGCAUGGCCAACUAUUCCACCCUCCCAAUCAUGGAUUUCAAGAUUUGUCCAUUCAUGCGAAAAGGAAAGGUUGGUGACUGGAUGAACCAUUUCACUGUGGCCCAGAGUGAACAGUUUGAUGAAGACUAUAAGAAGAAGAUGAAGAACACCACCGUACAGUUCCGCACUGUAGUCUAGGGGUUGAGGUCAAAUUGAUUGUCUGAUUGUUUGUGGUCAGCUAGAUUGAUUGUUUAUUUGGCGCAUAUGGACCUACGAUAGGCUGGGCUGGGGUGUCAGUCUUCCAUUGAUCCACAGUUAACUGGGUUAUAGUGUUGAAAUAUACAGGGUGAGGAUCAUAUCGUAUCAUAUCCUGGAGUGUGAAUGAGAAAGAUCAUGAAGUGUCUGAAGUUGAACUUGGACAAUUUUGUGAUGAGAAUCUCAUGGUUAAGCCUUCCUUAGGUCCAAAAACACAGCCCCAACAACGUCCCCUUUGUCCAUCUUGGACUUC